Molecule: messenger RNA, 453 nt
Organism: Suillus subaureus
Lineage: Eukaryota; Fungi; Basidiomycota; Agaricomycetes; Boletales; Suillaceae
Exons: 1
Source: RefSeq, a predicted model, not a curated record
GCACCCCCGCCACCUCAUAUGGAUGCCCUCCCAACCAAUUGGAUGCCUUAUGACAAUCAUGUUGAAUUUGAGAUGGCAGAAUUCUUAUUCACUCGCAAUCAAAUGUCUGCAAAGCAGAUUGAUACACUUCUUGACUUGUGGGCCGUGACUCUCAUUAAGCACAAUGAUGCCCCCCCAUUUGCAAACCAUAGGGACAUGUACACUACAAUAGAUGCAACACCACUCAGCAAUACCCCUUGGAAGAGCUUUACACUGUGCUACAAUGGAGCCAAACCUGAGCAAGACAUACCGCCAUGGAUGGAUGGACAAUAUGACAUAUGGUAUAGAGAUCCAUUGCAAAUGAUGUGCAGCCUUUUGGCAAACUGCAAUUUCAAUGGAGGAAUCAAGUAUUCACCCUACCACGAUUAUACUACCGAGGACUGUCAGAUCUGCAUAUCUGGAUCUCAGAUCUGA